ACAGUUUACUCAAAUAAAAACUAAUAACUCCGGCGAUACUUACUACAAGUUCUACAUCGUAUCAUAUAUAAAUAAAAAAAUGUUCUCUUACGAUUAUUUAAUUUUACUUAGUAAUAUUUUAAUUGUAGCAGUACCCGUACACUCUCAAAGCAAACCAAGCCUUGGAAUAUCAUCAUGUUAUUAUGUUGGUGAUGUCUAUGUAGAUUGUGGUUCACAGAAUGUCAGUAUUGCGGAAAUACCAAAGGAGUGCACGGCUAUAAUUGUUGAUGGAAUUGAUAUGACUGAAAAAAACAAAGUCAAAUCACCUGGCGAAGAAAAACAAUUUCCAGCUGACUUAGACUUAAUAUUGAAAAGUUCUAAGAAUGUAUUUAUAUUUUACGGACACCAUACUGAAGAAGAAUGGGCUCAAGUACUUAACACUGAAAAUGAUCAUAAAGAAAAAAAAUUAAACGAAGAAAUGAAAGCCUUAAAAACUUAUUUGGACCAGCAUCCGGGGAUAAAAGGUCUAAUUAUUAAAAAUUUAGAAUUUGAUGCAAACUCCACCAAUGUUUCAAACUACUCGGAAAAUUUAAAAGUUUAUCUUGAUGCGAUGAGAUCGAAUUUUCCUAAUAUGUCUAUUGGCCUUUUUUUGGGAGGAAAAUUUGUAGUAGAUCAGUAUAACAACCCAAAAUUAACUUGGUUGAAUUUCACAAUAAUAGAUCCGUCAGUAGAUUUCUACAUCAUUUCUGUAGUGACCUUUAAUGAAUGUACUGAUCAAUUCAGACUUCUUGGAACCGCACCAAUAGGAAAACUUCCUUCAAUAACUAGUACAGGUGUAUCACAAUCAAAUGUGUCAAAAAUAAGUUCAACGAAUUCAACAAGCACAGGUUCAACGAAUUCAUCAAGCACAGGUUCAACGAAUUCAUCAAGCACAGGUUCAACAAAUUCAUCAAGCACAGGUUCAACGAAUUCAUCAAGUACAGGUUCAACGAAUUUAACGAUGCCAGAUACAAACUACACAUUGAGUAAUUUAGUAGGUAUUUUAGAGGACAUAUUUGUGCCACCAAAUAAAACAUAUUAUAUGUAUAGAUUGGGCCCAUUGAGCAAUGAUAAUUCAACUAAAGCAAUGUGUGAAACGACUGUUACCAAGAUUUGUUUAAAUUCAACUGAUUCAAGUUCUUGGUGUUACGAAACUAUAGACUCGUUUAAUGCAAAAGGUGAAUUUGCCAAAGACAAUGGAGCAGGAUUUGUAGUUAAUUCUAUAAAAAUAGAUGAUCCUAAAAAUGUUUGUAAGUGUGGACCAUACCCUUCGUUUAACGCUAUUCUAGAUGGUUUUAAUGGUAAUAAAUCUAAUAUCACAAAAGAAUGUGCUUUAUCAAACAGAUCUUAGAAGAUAUAGCUAAACAAUUUUUGGACGAUAUGCAUCACCUCAUAUUUAAUCAUUUUGUAUUGUUUUACUAAAAUAAUUUUUAAUUUUCAUUUACGGUCUUGAUUUAUGCUAUGAUAAUAUUAUUUAAG
Molecule: messenger RNA, 1497 nt
Organism: Rhopalosiphum maidis (corn leaf aphid)
Lineage: Eukaryota; Metazoa; Arthropoda; Insecta; Hemiptera; Aphididae
Exons: 8
Coding region: 80-1369 (429 amino acids)
Source: RefSeq, a predicted model, not a curated record